Molecule: messenger RNA, 678 nt
Organism: Spirodela intermedia
Lineage: Eukaryota; Viridiplantae; Streptophyta; Magnoliopsida; Alismatales; Araceae
Source: the annotation of a GenBank genome assembly
AUGGACUCGGGGUGCUCGCCCUCUGAUUCGUCGUCGUCAUCCUCCUUCUCCUCCGAUGCGGCGCCUCCUCCGCACAUCUCUGCUUCAUCGUCGUCGCCGUCGUCGUCGUCGGGCAGAACGGAGAAGCGGCGGGCGGGGAGGAAGAAGUUCAGGGAGACGCGCCAUCCGGUGUACCGCGGGGUGAGGGAGCGCAACGGCGGCAAGUGGGUUUGCGAGGUGAGGGAGCCGCGCAACGAGAAGCGCCACUGGCUCGGCACCUUCCCCACGCCUGAGAUGGCCGCUCGCGCCCACGACGUCGCCGCGCUCGCUCUGCGCGGGCGCUCUGCCGUCCUCAACUUCCCCGACUCCGAGUGGCUGCUCCCGCGCGCCCAGUCCCCCGCCGCCGACGACAUCAGAAGCGCCGUCGUCGAGGCAGCGGCGAUGUUCCGCCACCCCGUCUCCCCCCCGGCCCCCCUCUCCGCCCCUUCCUUCUCGUCGCCGCCACCGCCGAUGCCGGUUGAAGCUCCGGCGCCGCUCGCAACGGCGUUCCUAGACGAGGAUGCGCUGUUCGACCUGCCGGGGCUGCUGGUCAGCAUGGCGGAGGGGGUGCUCCUCUCCCCGACCACCCUCUUCUGGGCCUUCGACUUGGACCACGUGGACGGCCACCUGGACUCCGCCUCACAAUGGGCGCUCUGGUGA